UUGCUACACCCUGGUAGAGUUCCAUCUAAACUUGAUUCCCCUAUUACACGCUGUCCCUUUAACUCCAGUGCCAGUUUAGGUGAGAGAGUGCAGAAGGUGGCAGUUGGCCCGCUGCUCUUCUUGUUGUGCGUUUCCCCAAGCGGUUGCUACGCGUCUUUGCGCUGUUCCUCUGAGCUGUCUGUUUGCGCUUUAGAUGCGCUUCAGAUCCCUUGGAAUUUCCUGCUCUCAAAUUACUCCAGCAAAUCCCCCAUCCCCAGUAGAGCGGGGCAGCAGCAGCCUGAGCCUGGGAAUUGUCUCGCACUUCUACACAGUCAGUUCGUUGCGUCUCUGGCUCUUUGCUUUCUGAGUUGCAUCUGGCGCUGCUGCUAGCGAGGAAGUCACCGUGAGCAUUAACAUCUAAUAAUGAGCGUCCUUCCUCCGGUACGCAGGGACAGAAUUGUAGCAGAGCUACCCCAGUGCUUCAAAAAAGAGGCAUGUCUGCACACCCGAGAGUCCUUUCCUUCUAAAGUCACUAGUGCCUGCAAGCAGCAACGUACAGGAACUGUGGGCAGAUACAAGAUCUCCAAAGUGAUAGUGGUUGGUGACCUGUCAGUAGGAAAGACGUGCUUGAUAAAUAGGUUUUGUAAAGACACAUUUGAUAAGAAUUAUAAAGCAACAAUUGGAGUGGACUUUGAGAUGGAGCGAUUUGAAAUUCUAGGGGUGCCAUUCAGCUUGCAGCUGUGGGACACAGCAGGGCAAGAGAGAUUUAAAUGCAUCGCUUCUACAUAUUACAGAGGGGCCCAAGCUAUAAUCAUUGCCUUCGAUUUGACUGAUGUUUCCUCCUUAGAACACACCAGGCAGUGGCUACAAGAUGCACUAAAGGAAAAUGACCCUUCAUCUGCGCUCCUUUUCCUAGUGGGAUCAAAGAAGGACCUCAGUUCCCCAGCUCAGUAUGCACUUAUGGAAAAAGAUGCCAUAAAGGUUGCAAAGGAAAUGCAGGCCGAGUAUUGGUCUGUGUCUUCACUAACAGGUGAAAAUGUGAAGGAUUUCUUCUUUCGUGUGGCAUCCUUAACCUUUGAGACUAGUGUGCUGGCAGAGUUGGAGAAGACUAAUGCAAGAAGGAUCGGGGAAGUUGUGCGCAUAAACAGCAAUGAAAGAAACUUGUACCAAUGCACCAAGAAAAACAAAGCCAACUGCUGCCAGUGAAUCCUUUUUGCCAACAUAUUUGAUAUUUGCACUCAGCAUCUGAAGACCAAAGUAUUUUAUAGUCCAAUUUUAGAGAGCAAAUGAAUCCAGCGACCCUGCAGCUCUACUCUGUUCUAGGAGACGGCAAAGGGGUUUUCUAAUGGACAUACACUAUUCCCAGUACGGCCAGACAGGACAGCAGCACAUUGCUGCACAGAAAUGGAGUGCUCAAACCUUGUGCACAAUCCUUUUGGAUCAGGUGCUCAGCAGUGAUUAGCCCAACCUGCCUCGGGUCAAGGGAAUACUAUGCAUUAUCCAGUAACUGCAGUACUCUGAUAAUUAUUCCAUAUUAUAAUUUUAUUUGCUCAUUAGCUCAUGUAGACAAAAAUGGCAACGUUUCGGGCUUCACAGGGCCCGUUAUCAAGCUUGAUAAAGGGCCCUGUGAGGCCCGAAACGUUGCCAUUUUUGUCUACAUGAGCUAAUCAGCCAAUAAAAUUAUAAUAUGGAAUAAUUACCAGAGUGCUGCAGUUACUGGAUAAUGCAUAGCAGCACAUUGCUGGACAUAGAACAACAAUGAACUGCAUUGAUCAUGCAAUUUAACUAAAGUUAUUCUUAUAGUUCAUCAUUAUAUGUUACCAUGUAUUUUAACACAUAUAUACUUUGAUAUUCAAAAAUGCAUAUUUUUAUGUUGUUUUUCUGGAGUUCAGGUUAGCAGCUGGUGGGGAACCAAUUCCUGAAUUUGGAGCAACUCCCUGAGAAAAGAACUUUAUGCAAAUAAUUAUUCCCAGUUGCUGUGUGAAAUGUGUGGGAAUCCUUACCAAUACAUAGAAGGCUGAUUUAUUUUAAAGCAUGUGGAGGUUUUACUACAGUCUCAUAUUCAAUUUCAUUAGCCAACAGUUGCCAUAAAGUCAGCAUUUUGGGGCUGUACAACCACCCCCCACUCUCCCUGGUGCUUCUCGUCAUUUAUGAGAAUAAUUACAACUUUGUGACAGGUGGUGUUUGGGCCAAAAAACUCAAACAUAAAAUUUUUGGCCACACACACUGCCUGCACAAGCAGUGACAGCUUCUAUUCACAGAAAUGGCAGGAGACAAAGUCUAUUGACGUGUUUCAUAGACAUUAAAGAGGGGAAUAUCAAUGUUGCCAUAUGUUUUAGGUACACCCAGUGGAGUGAGAGUUGCCCCUGAAAAGAACAGAGCAGUUUAAUCCCAUUUAGCUGUCCACACCUACAAUUAAAAAUGCCACAGACUGCAACAAUCCUAGAUAUAAUAUAGUAAAUGGGACUGUAACUAGAAAUGUAAAAUGCAAGUCUUAUGCAAAGAUUAUGUAAUAUGCAUCAUUCCUUAAAACUUUGAAAGAAGCCUCACAAAUAAUUCUGCCAGUAAUUUCUAACUAGGCUUUCCACUCACAUUAUUUUAAUGUUCAGCAAAGCAUAAUGUCAUAGGUUAUUUUAGCCGUAUUAUUAUUAUUAUACUAUAUAUGUUUUAUAUUUGAGUCAAAAUUCAAAAAUGAAAAGCCAUAAUUGCUAUAAAGAGGCACUGUUCAAAAACUCGGUACACUAGUUUCUCCCCUUAAAAUGCAAGUGGGGUUUUCUGAGUUUGUUCCUAUUAUAUUCUUAAUACACAUGACGAAACCUUCACCCAGUCACCCAUAAUAACAGGCCCAUCACCUGCUCUAAGUAAUUUGCACCAAAAUCACAGGUUCCAUUGAAAAAGCUUCACCUGAAAUCCUCAGAAGCAGGGGAGCUGGGAGCAACAUUGGGGGGCUAAAUGAGUCGUGGCUUUGGCAAUCGGACCCAAGAUGCACCCUGAUGGCUCCAGAUCCGUUGUGGCAAAAUUUUUGCAAAUGCUUGAGAAAAAGCCUGCGUGAUUAAGUCAUAGUGGCUUGUCAUUAAAGUAACUGGUGGUUAGUUGAAGUGCUUGAGCCAGGCUCAUUGUAACAACUUCUCAUGCCAUUCAGCAACUACCUGCGCCUCCAUCUCUUCUCAGUUAUACUAAUGCCACCAAACAGGCCUUGUGUCCAGUAUUAAUAUAUUCAAAUGCAAAGCACCCAAAUGACACUCAAAUAGCCCAUGUUCUCAGUAACGGCCCCAAGAAAGUGUGUUCUAAUUGGCUGUUUACGGAGUAUGGUAAUUAAAAAUGUAAACUAUGCAAGAUUAUCCACAGCCUUAAAUUAUACACGUUGCUUACAAUGCAGUAUAUCAUAUCUUCAGUGGUUCUCCUAUCUAUGAUACCCCCACCCCAUCUGUUAUUUGAAAAUGUUUAACUCUUUUCCUACCAUGGGGGGCUGGCCCCUCUGGCAAUGAAGAGGUUGAGCUUUUUAUAUGUGAGAUGUUUAAAGAUGCAUUGAUCUUUCUAAAUAAAAUCCGGAAAGAUUU
Molecule: messenger RNA, 3539 nt
Organism: Xenopus laevis (African clawed frog)
Lineage: Eukaryota; Metazoa; Chordata; Amphibia; Anura; Pipidae
Gene: rab34.L
Product: RAB34, member RAS oncogene family L homeolog
Exons: 11
Coding region: 403-1185 (260 amino acids)
Cellular component (GO): Golgi apparatus; cilium; phagocytic vesicle membrane
Molecular function (GO): G protein activity; GTPase activity; GTP binding
Source: RefSeq, a predicted model, not a curated record